Penicillium odoratum is the source of this 906-nucleotide messenger RNA. Its product is annotated as DUF1917 domain-containing protein. The coding region runs from base 1 to 906 and encodes 301 amino acids. The record is from RefSeq and is a predicted model, not a curated record. The transcript has 2 exons. NCBI's taxonomy places the organism in Eukaryota, Fungi, Ascomycota, Eurotiomycetes, Eurotiales, Aspergillaceae.
AUGUCGCGCAACACAGAUCUCACUGAGAUAUUCUCUGACGAAUCAAGCUUCUAUGGCGACGAAUCCGAGCAAGCCCAACUAGAAGAAAAGGCAGCCACCUACGACGUCGAACCAUACUGGUCACAAUAUCACCCCAAGCUCCUUUCAACCAUCCAAAAUGACUUACGCGCACCUACACCAAACCCCCCAGAAUCCGACCCCGAUCAAGACGCCAGCAAGUCAGGCCGACUCCCUAGCAACAAACGUGGCGCAAACGAAUCCACCAACAGCUUCCUCUCCCAACUGCCCCCGUCAAAUACAGUGCUGUCACAUAAAGAGCCUUGGAUCUGGGCACGCGGAAAAGCAAACCUUUCCGCUACUCUGAAACUACGCGACGAGCCAACAUUCAUUAAAAAGGGUACCGAACUCCUCCGCGCUUUCGAAGAAACACUUUCUGAGCUACGCGCGGUGCAUGAUAAGUCUGGUGCUAAGACUACAGCUGCGUUGACGCGCAAACUUACAGCGCUUCGCCGUGAUCUGGAACAGAACAUUUUGGCACUGGCGCGCGAGACGGGCAUUACGGCUGGAAAGUGGAUGUUGUUUCCGUCGGCGCGGAAUGUCGAUGAGACAUGGAGGACUCUCGUUAUGGCUUUGGAUAGCGGUGAUGUCCGGGCGGAUGCUAAGGUUGCGGCGGAUGAUGGGUCUCAAACUGAUAAGAGUCGUUUGAUCUGUGUUUACACGGAGGAUUUUAGUGAUAAGAAAGAUGUGAAGAAGGUUUUGGGGAUGUUGGAGGGCGAGGGGCUGUAUGAUCCGAGGAAGGGGCCCAUUUAUUACAAGUGUGAUGCCUAUACGUUGCUUGAUAUCACGUCGAAGAAUGAGUAUGGGCUGAAGGCGAGUAUGUAUUCGAGUAAGGAUUUGAAGGCGUGA